Postia placenta MAD-698-R-SB12 is the source of this 1293-nucleotide messenger RNA. RefSeq lists its product as hypothetical. Gene Ontology annotation, cellular component: clathrin adaptor complex; cytoplasmic vesicle. Gene Ontology annotation, biological process: endocytosis; intracellular protein transport. Lineage: Eukaryota; Fungi; Basidiomycota; Agaricomycetes; Polyporales; Adustoporiaceae. The transcript has 10 exons. The record is from RefSeq and is a predicted model, not a curated record. The coding region runs from base 1 to 1293 and encodes 430 amino acids.
AUGGCCAUCGACGGUCUGAUCAUUCUCGACUCGGCAGGACGUCCAAUCAUCCAGUCCGGAUUCCAUUCUGUACCACCCGCCUAUCCAAUCCUGCACAUAGACGCGUUGAACAACGCAUUGUCGGCGGCCUCUCGCCCAGACGAUGUCGACCCGGUCCUGUCUGUUCCUAGCUUGACCAUCGAUGCGCCGAGCGCAUGUUGUCACGCUAAGGUAGCAGACAUGCGGCUACUGUGCCCUAUAAGCGGAGAUGUCGACCCGCUGUACGCAUUUGCGUUCAUGCAAACAUUUGUCGACAUCCUGCGCGACUAUUUCGGUCAAUUAUCUGCAGAGACACUCAAAGAGAACUUCGACGUAGUCUACCAACUGCUCGAAGAAACUCUUGACUCAGGAGGUCACCCUCUAACUACAUCCCCAAAUGCGCUCCGCGAUAUCGUCCUUCCACCAUCUCUCCUCAACAAGGUGCUCUCUGUGGCAGGUGUCUCUGGCCUUGCUACCCCACUGUCGAAUUCCCAGCCCUUUGCAUCGCCCAUACCGUGGAGAAAGGCAGGAGUGAGAUAUAACAACAACGAGAUAUACUUCGAUGUCGCAGAGACUUUAGAAGCAAUCAUCAACAAGAAUGGGACACCUGCAGCUAGUAAUGUUUGGGGACGGAUAGAGUCAAAUUGCAAACUUUCAGGCACGCCGGACCUUCUGCUGACAUUCUCAAACUUCCAAUCUCUCACUGACUGCUCCUUCCACCCUUGCAUCCGGCUGCAGCGCUGGGCGCGAGACAAGACGCUGUCCUUUGUCCCCCCAGAUGGACACUUCAAGCUCAUGGAGUAUCGGUAUGCACCAGCCUCUGCGUCUACAAUGCACCAAGUAGCCGUGCCGUUCUCCCUUCGGAGCAGCAUCCAGUUACAAGAACAUGGCGGCUCUUUUGACGUAACCUUGUCUUCGCGCCUGACAACACGCGCGAUGGACAGCGUAACCAUUGAGUUGUUCCUCGGCGAAGGCGCUUCGGGAGCCAGCUGCAUUUCGUCGCACAACGCGUCGUGGAGCUUUGACCUGAGAACACUGACUUUGAAGUGGGAACUCAAGAACGUGCAGCCUUCGGGGAAUUACACUCUGCGGGGCACGUUCACGUCCACCACCCAGAUUCCUCGUCCGUCAAGGGCGUUCCGCGUGCGCUUUGACAUUAUGCAGCAUACAUUCUCCGCUUUGAAGAUCGACCAGUUGAAAUUGGCGGGCGAGAUGUACAAGCCUUACAAGGGCAUGAGGGGCCGAUCUGCCGGCGACAUUGAGUGGCGAUGGUAG